AUGGAGACAUGCAAGCCUUUGUUGCGUGUAAAAGAGAGAACCCUUGGCCACCAUGUUGCACGGCGACUAGUUGAAAUAGGCCUAAACGAUGUGUUUGCAGUUCCCGGAGACUUCAACCUUACCCUGCUUGAUUAUUUGGUAGCAGAAAGUGAGCUUAACCUCAUUGGGUGCUGCAAUGAGCUGAAUGCUGGGUAUGCUGCUGAUGGGUAUGCCAGAUGCAAAGGAGUUGCUGCAUGCGUUGUCACCUUCAACGUUGGUGGCCUUAGCAUUCUCAACGCCAUUGCCGGUGCUUACAGUGAGGAUCUUCCAAUCAUUUGCAUUGUUGGGGCUCCAAAUUCUAAUGACUGUGCCUCCAACAGGAUUCUUCACCACUCCAUUGGGCUACCAGAUUUUACCCAAGAACUACGUUGCUUUCAGCCUAUAACUUGCCAUCAGGCAGUAGUAAACAGCUUAGAUGAUGCGCAUGAACGGAUUGACACUGCCAUUGCAACUGCAUUGAGGGAAAGCAAGCCUGUCUAUAUUAGCAUCGCCUGCAACUUGUCUGCCAUCCCUCACCAUUCCUUCAUCGAUCAGCCUAUCCCAUUUUAUUUGACUCCCAAGUUGACUGAUCAAAGGUGUUUGGAAAUUGCGGUGGAAUUGACAUCAGAGUUCCUAAACAAAGCCGUGAAACCAGUGAUGGUGGGUGGGCCAAAGCUAAGAAUGGCAAAGGCUUGUGAUGCUUUCAUGGAAAUGGUAAAUGCUUCGGGUUAUGCCGCGGCAAUGUUGCCUUCAGCAAAAGGGAUGGUGGCAGAACAACACCCCAACUUCAUUGGCACUUAUUGGGGAGCAGCUAGCACUGCCUUUUGUGCAGAAGUUGUGGAUUCUGCUGAUGCAUACCUUUUUGCUGGUCCAAUAUUCAACGACAUUAAUUCUUUGGGUUUCUCACUGCCGCUUAAAAAAGAGAAAGCAAUUGUAGUGCUGCCUAAUAGUGUAGUUAUUGCAAAUGGACCUACUAUUGGCUGUGUUUCAAUGAAGGACUUCUUUAAAGCACUUGCAAAAUGCCUCAAACCCAACACUACUGCUUAUGAGAACUAUAAGAGAAUACACAUCCCAGAUGGCCUUCCCCUUCACAAUAAUCCAAAGGAAGUAUUAAGGGUCAAUAUUUUAUUUGGUCAUAUACAGAAAAUGUUGUCCUGUGACACCACUGUGAUUGCUGAAACUGGAGACACUUGGUUUACUUGCCAGAAGUUGAAGUUGCCACAAGGCUGCGGGUAUGAGUGUCAGAUGCAGUAUGGAUCAAUAGGUUGGUCAGUUGGUGCAACUCUUGGCUAUGCACAGGCUGCUCCACAAAAGCGAGUGGUUGCUUGUAUUGGUGAUGGUAGCUUCCAGAUGACGGCACAGGAAGUUUCAACAAUGUUAAGGUGUGGACAGAAUGGCAUCAUCUUUCUAAUUAACAAUGGUGGAUACACAACAGAGGUGGAAAUCCAUGAUGGGCCUUACAAUGUCAUAAAGAACUGGAACUAUGCUGGAAUGGUCGAAACAAUAGAUAAUGGAGAAGGCAAAUGUUGGACUGCCAAGGUGCACUGUGAAGAGGAGCUAAUAGAAGCAAUAGAGACAGCAACAGUAAGCAAAAAGAAUUGUCUAUGCUUCAUUGAAGUGAUUGUACACAGGGAUGACACAAGCAAGGAGUUGCUUCUACUUGGAUGCAGACUUGCAGCUCUCAAUGGCCGUCCACCUAAUUAA
Abrus precatorius (Indian licorice) is the source of this 1722-nucleotide messenger RNA. RefSeq names its product pyruvate decarboxylase 2-like. Gene Ontology annotation, molecular function: thiamine pyrophosphate binding; magnesium ion binding; carboxy-lyase activity. The coding region runs from base 1 to 1722 and encodes 573 amino acids. The transcript is spliced from 6 exons. The record is from RefSeq and is a predicted model, not a curated record. Lineage: Eukaryota; Viridiplantae; Streptophyta; Magnoliopsida; Fabales; Fabaceae.